This is a messenger RNA of Musca vetustissima, 1355 nucleotides long. RefSeq lists its product as uncharacterized. Gene Ontology annotation, molecular function: transmembrane transporter activity. The transcript is spliced from 8 exons. The annotation marks the transcript as partial. Gene Ontology annotation, cellular component: membrane. NCBI's taxonomy places the organism in Eukaryota, Metazoa, Arthropoda, Insecta, Diptera, Muscidae. Gene Ontology annotation, biological process: transmembrane transport. The record is from RefSeq and is a predicted model, not a curated record.
CUGCAAUUUUCCCUUUGAUCGUGAUGCUAUUCGCUGGCGGUUGGAGUGAUCGUUAUAAUAAACGCAAGGCCUGUAUGGUUUUUCCGAUAAUCGGUGAAAGUUUGAUGUUUUUGUGUCUACUGGUAUCGGCAAUAUUUUUCGAUAAAAUCCCCAUGGAAUUUGGAGCAUAUAGUGAGGCAAUUGUUCCAGCGUUGUUUGGAGGACAAACUCUAUGUUUGAUGGCCAUUGAUAGUUAUAUGACAAUAUCGACACCGGAAGCUGAUCGUAUAUUUAGAUUCGGUAUUUUUGCCAUGUUCACGACCGGCUUACCCUUUAUUGGUCAGCCCAUAAGUGGGGUACUCUUCAAUUAUCUAGGCUAUACAUGGUCCUUUACCAUGGCCUUCUCAUUCAACAUCAUUGCCCUACUCUAUGUCAUCUUCAUAAUCAAAGAACUCAAGCCAUUGGCAACGAAGACGGACACCACAGAUGCCACGCAAAAAUCGGGCACUGAAAAUCCCGCUUAUGAAGUGACACAACUAGAAGAUCUACCCACAGCACCAAGACACAACAACAAUGGCAUUGAUACCGUAGACAAAUCUCCAACCUCUAGACCCGCAAAACGUAAUGCCCUAUUGGACUUCUUUGACCCAACAUUGGUUGUGGAUUAUGUGAAAUUUCCAUUGAAAAAACGUCCAAAUCGUGGUCGUAUGCUGUUGAUAUUUUUAAUUAUGGCCUAUAUGUUUACCAUUGGUCCGGCUCUGGGAGAGAAUGAUUUUUGGAAUCGUUUUACAUUUAGAAAACUAAAUUGGAAUGGCAAUGAUUAUAGUGUGUACUCCACAUUUAAUUCGGCCUUGGCUGUGGCGGGCACCUUUAUAGGAACUGCCAUUCUGAGUAAAUUGCUGAAACUUUCCGAUUCCUUGGUGGGUUUUGUAUCCGCCCUGACAACAGCCUUGUCGAGAGUGCUUUUUGCCUUUUCCAGUGACACAGCCACAUUUUAUGCCGGUGGUGUGGCCGACAGUUUUGCCACCUUGCGUGUUAUUGCCAUUAAGACAAUCGGUUCGAGUAUUGUGGAUGGCGAAGAGCUGAGUAAAAUGUUCUCCCUCUUCAGUAUCUGUCAGCCAUUGGCCCAAUUGAUUUUCAUACCCAUCUAUAGUGAUAUUUAUGAAACUACUGUGGACUCCUUUCCGGGGGCAAUUUUCCUAUUCAGCGAAGUGUUUGCGAUACCCAAUAUCAUUGUCUUUAUUAUUUGUUAUGUUGUUGUCAGACGCCGCAAAUCUCAAAUGAAAGCCGACACUGCUGCCAAAGUGGAAAAUGGCCAUCAAAAUGGUAAUAAUGCUGCCAUACAAAACGGAGAUUCCGAAAUAACUAGUCUGUAG